Messenger RNA from Exaiptasia diaphana, 4747 nucleotides. RefSeq names its product FYVE and coiled-coil domain-containing protein 1. Gene Ontology annotation, biological process: plus-end-directed vesicle transport along microtubule; positive regulation of autophagosome maturation. Gene Ontology annotation, cellular component: late endosome; autophagosome; lysosome. The record is from RefSeq and is a predicted model, not a curated record. Bases 1 to 3894 code for a protein of 1297 amino acids. NCBI's taxonomy places the organism in Eukaryota, Metazoa, Cnidaria, Anthozoa, Actiniaria, Aiptasiidae. The transcript is spliced from 18 exons. Gene Ontology annotation, molecular function: metal ion binding.
AUGGAGGYAUUUGUGGUGAACACGUCGAGACUYGUCAGUGAUGUGAUCGGUGGUAUUGCYGAGCUUAAAAACACAUUUCAUACAGAAGGCCAACCAAUCAAUGAYGACAAUGUCACUCUACAAAAGUUUUGUGUCAAGUUGGAAACGAUUUUAAGACAUCAGCADAAAGAAAAAUACACACUGCUAGGCAUCAGAAAGGAUUAUUGGAAUUUCAUCACCGAUGUUGUUUCUAAGGAUGAUGGUGUCAAGUAUGUCAACAUGAUUCCACAGAUGAAAACAUCACAAGGCAAAGGAAGGUGCUUCAUAAGAUACGCUCUAGUCAAACAAACUCUCGCAGAUACCAUUCAAAGACUUCUUGUCAGCAAAAGUACUCUCAGUUCCUGGUAUCGAGAAGAUGCCAUUUUGCGAAAUCCAUCCUUGUCAACAGCUCUUAUAAAUAAACUCUACGACCUUAAUGGCGUGGAAUUUGAUUUGCCGUGUGCUGGUUAUGACCUGGACAUUUCCUGGCCUGCCUUCUCAARAUAUUCUUUUAUUACCAGUUCCUGGUAUCGAGAAGAUGCCAUUUUGCGAAAUCCAUCCUUGUCAACAGCUCUUAUAAAUAAACUCUACGACCUUAAUGGCGUGGAAUUUGAUUUGCCGUGUGCUGGUUAUGACCUGGACAUUUCCUGGCCUGCCUUCUCAAAAAGAACAGCGAAGGAUGGAAACUCGUCAGGUCGGAGAGACAGUAUAAGUAGCAUGACAAGCGUUGAUUUUAGGAAUGAAAGACGAGAUCCUGUUAUAGACUUGGCCGCUGAAGUCGCAUCCUUGAUGGAGUUUUUUGAAACUGAAGCCACAGGUCCUCGAGAAGGAAAGGCGAAGUAUGACAGCAUAAGCUUAACUUCUGCGUCUGAGUMUCCGACAAUCAACGAAAUAACCUUACAAGUUUCAGGCAUUCACAAGCGCGCAUUGCAGUGGAAAGCAGACUUCGUUAACGAAAGAGCCUCCACAGCCCAUUCUCUGCGGAAAGCACAAGAUGACAGACARUUUGCUAUUCAGGAAUCGGAAUUAAAAACAAAGCAAUUGAUGGAGAAGUUCAGUAAUCUUGCAAAGGUUGCUUCUGRAGAAAGUGAGAAGAAAAUAGCGGUACUUACAGAAGCUCUAUCGAAGGCCGAAUCGUCUUUACAAGAAAGAGACUCAGAGCUGCGAGCUCUGAGAGAUGAAGUUAAUARGUCUGUUGUAAGCACUAGCACUGCUCACAAAUCGGCCAUUGAACUUGAAAAACAGCUCAUGGCAUCCGAAAGAARAAGAACUGAAUUAGAAUCUGAAAUAGAGAAUUUGAAUUAUAAAAUACAGUCAAACGAACAGUCUGAAGGAGAAUUUAAUGAUAAAGAGAAACGAUUGAAGGAAAGGGUUACACUAUUAGAAGAAAAAGAAAUGGAAUACAAAGAGUUAAUAUCAGAACUGAGAGGAAACCUCAAAGCUAAAGAAGUUGCUUUGGAAAACAUCCAAGCGUCUUUYGAAAAGCUCACUGGCAUGGUUUUCGGGUCUUUUGAGGAACUUGAGUCGAAUAUGAAAGRGAAACURGUUGAUAAAGAAAAAGGUUUACAAAACCAAACGAUAGAGAAYAGAAAACUCGAACUUCAGGUCACAGAUCUGCGACAYCAAUUAGAAGAAACUAAAACUGCGUUAUCAGAACACAAGUCAAAGCUUAAUAGUACGGAAACAUCUUAUAAAGAUAUACAAAGUUCGAAUUUAGAGUUACAACARCUGCUUGAAGACAGUAAUGAGAGAUUAAGUCUUUACGCGUCAUUACUUCAGGAACUUCACCACGAAGCUGAAGGAGAAAACAAUGUGAACGACGUUAUGUCUUUAAAUAGCAAAAAGGAAAUUCAAUAUUAUUUCCAAUCAUUAUCAUCCCAUAUUAAAGAUUCUAAGUUAAAAAUUUCUCAAGCGCAAGACUUAAUCACUGCAAACGAUAAAGAACUAGCUAAUCGACAAGAAGAUAUCCAAAGACUMACUGACCUAAUUGAACAACAUAAACAACAGUUUAAUAAACUUCAAAACGAAGCUCAUGAAAAUGAGAAUGUCAUCRCUUCUAUUACAACGAAACUAGAAGARGCGAACAACGAAAUAAUCCGUCUAAUMAACGACAACGACGACUGUAAAASCACCAUUGAUUCUAUAAGAGAAGAAAUCAAGUUUCUAACAGAAGAGAAAACUUCUAUAGAGGCGCAGGCAAAUAUCGACAAACAGCAACUCGAGAUGGCGAAUGAGGGAAGGAUUCGCGCCGAGUGCGCGCAGAUAAAAGCUGAAGAAGAGCUAAAGAAUGUUAAGUGUGUUAUGGAGCAAGAGGUUGCUGCGUUGAGGUUUCAACUGAGCUCAGAGACAAUGAAGUUUGAAGAAGAGAUAAAGGUCUUCUCUGAGCAGAAUCGAGAAAACGUAGUUAAUAAAGAACGUUGUUUGACACUGGAGGAAACCAUCGCUGAUCUCGAGUCAAAACUGAAAGAACGCAAUAAUGAAUGGGAAAGCGAGAAGAGAAAAUUUGUGAAUGAGAUCAAACGACUUAGAAGUCAGGUUCAGYUGCUAAACAACGCGUUAGAAGGCAACAAACAAAAAAAGAUGUCUCUUGAAAACGAUCUCAUAUUGACGACCAAACAACUCGAUGAAGAGAGAGCUCGACAGAAGGAUAUUAAACAACACGUACAAGACGUAGAAGCACGAAAAUUAGAAAGUGAAAAACUACUUCAAGGAAAGAUUGAUGAAAUGGGAGACGAUAUGAAAGACCUUAAGAAUAAAAUUGUUUCUUUAACUAGGAAUUCGUUCGAAAAAAAUAGCGCCAUAUACAAAAAGUAUUGUGUUNUUUGGCAAAAAGCUGCCGAAUUUGAGCAUGAGCUCAAGUUGAAAGCCACUGAUCGAUGGGUCGAAGACAACGAAGUCAAYAAAUGUUCAAGUUGUAAGACAGAGUUUUCGUUCUUAGUGAGAAAGCAUCAUUGUCGAUUAUGUGGUCGUAUCUUUUGUCAUUCCUGCGCCAACAACUGGGUUAGGACGGCUCAUAGCAGCAAAUUAAAACGAGUCUGUAAUGGUUGCAUUUCUAAAGAUCAGCGUCUAAAGCCCCAAGAGGCUCCUCAACGUCGCAACACAGAAGACGAAGACUUUGACGACACCAUGUCAGACAUUAGCUUUGGUGCAAGCCCAAGAAAAAACAUGUCAACAAGCUCCAUUGAUGUUAGCGAUGAUGAACAAACACCAUCCACUUCCAAGACACCAACAUUAAAACGAGAUGAUSUUMSUUCUAACGCAAAGUCAAAUAAAAGUGCACGGGACGCCAUCAUACAUGAUGGCGGACACGAAAGCAAUGAUUCCUUUGGAAAUUACGAAGAAUUCAAUAAAGAAAAGUCAGAUGGAAGUACUUCARUAGAUUCUACAAAGGUUGACAGUCCUCAGGAUGUAGACUAUGAGUUUAUAGACCAGAACGAAGAAGUCGGCGAGCUACCAGAGUCACGUGUAGUGAUAAGUAAUACAGACGUGAAGGGAGARCUUGUCAUCCCCGCAGUGAACGACGAAGAGGGUAUAUCACGUGACUUCUCGGUAUCUCCUGGGACGAGGUACAUCGUACCUGUAAUGGUGGCCACUCCUGGGGCUAUWCUAUGYUGGUCGUUUAAGACUGUUUAUAAGAGUGUGAUCUUUGGUCUUGCCUACAAACAAACAGAAUCAGUGUCUGAUGAUGACAUCGAGACUCUUUACCCAUUAGCGCGGUAUAGUUCAAACGAGACACCAGUAGAAGGGGAAUGGAAAACAUCAAGUCAUGGAGUCUACGUGCUUGUUUUUGAUAAUUCUUUCUCAAGAUUCACUUCAAAACAGGUGUCGUACGUUGUUCAUGUAAAACGAAGAUCUUCGAUACUAAAGCCUUCUUGAUGAUAUCUCGAAAACAGGCAAAAAUGUAACGUACUUAACUCAUAUCAAUAACCCGAUGUCCGCCGAUGCCUAUGGCUAUUUUGAAACUUACACAAAAACACCUUCGAAACUAACGUGACUUUAGUAAACUGCCUGUUUUUCAUACACUUAGAACAUCUGCUGUAAAAUGCUUAUGGCAAUUCUUCCAGUAGUUUAGUAUUUUAUUUAUUAUUAAUUCAAUCGACCAGGAUGUAUACUUAGUAGGCAACAUAGUUGUGAGCAAUUAGAAAAGCAAAUUCUCACCUCACCGAUAAAGCCUAUAAUCAGAAAUUGAACACAGUUACUUUUGGCAAAGUACUGUUCACCAACGUCUGACAAUGACAUUAAAAACAGCGAAUUAUUAAGCGUAAAAGGCCUAGAAGCCAUUUAGAAAAAUUGUAAAAAGUGAUCGGUAAUUUAUAUGAAUUUUAAAUGUACUAUACUUGAAUUAGUUAACCCGCAAAAAUAAACAUUUAGAGGCCAGCUCUGUCAGUUAACCUUAUAUUUUUAUCGUUAAAAGACGAUACGAGGUGAGUGAAAAUUCAAUGGUUGUUUUACAAGCGCUUUAUUUGCAUGAUAAAACAGUAUUUUUACUCAUUGACUUACUGCUUGCUCACAUAAUCUUGAUCUUUGGAUCUUGAGUGAUAUUAGGCUACGCGCAGCCAGACUAUUGUCUCCAAUAUCGAACAUAAGGUGAAUCUGUUCAUUUGUGUUGAAGUGUUUUGCACGUACUAAAUGAAAAUCAUUCAUCGUUUGUUUGCGAAAAGAAACACUCUGAGCUUAGUCAUUUGCAAGUAACUGGCUGUGAGAGGUAACGCCCUGACAUAUUUCAUUU